AUGUUGAGAGCUUCUAGAAUACCAUUGGCUAAAUUAUCGCCAUUACUCACAAAAUCUAGUCCAAUAAUAACAAAACAUUCAUUUUCUUCAUUAUCAAGAUUACAAGCCAGUCAUGAACCAGAAGGUCCAAAACCAUUUACAACUGCUCUUGGAACUCCAGCUCAAAAAUAUUCUAGUGAAGGAGCCAUUUUUGGUAAAACAACAUUUUCUGAAGUAUUAGAUGAAGUUGAUAUGGUUUGGGGUAGAGAUGAUGAUCCUAAAAAGAUUGAAAAACAAAAUUCUAAAAUUAGACAUUUCACAAUUAAUUUUGGUCCUCAACAUCCAGCUGCUCAUGGUGUGUUAAGAUUAAUUUUAGAAUUACAUGGUGAAGAAAUUGUUAGAGCUGAUCCUCAUGUUGGUUUAUUACAUCGUGGUACUGAAAAAUUAAUUGAAAUUAAAACUUAUAUGCAAGCUUUACCAUAUUUUGAUAGAUUAGAUUAUGUUUCUAUGAUGACCAAUGAAUUAGUAUUUGCUUUAGCUGUUGAAAAAUUAUUAAAUGUUGAAAUUCCUUUAAGAGCUAAAUAUAUUAGAACUUUAUUUGGAGAAAUUACUAGAAUUUUAAAUCAUUGUAUGUCAGUUUUAUCACAUGUUAUGGAUGUCGGUGGUUUAACUCCUUUCCUUUGGGGUUUUGAAGAACGUGAAAAAUUAAUGGAAUUUUAUGAAAGAGUUUCUGGUGCUAGAUUACAUGCAGCUUAUGUUAGACCAGGAGGUGUUAGUCAAGAUUUACCAGUUGGAUUAUUAGAUGAUAUUUAUAUGUGGGCUACACAAUUUGGUGAUAGAAUUGAUGAAACUGAAGAAUUAGUUACUGAUAAUCGUAUUUGGAAAGAUAGAACUAUUGGAGUUGGUGUUGUAAGUGCAGAAGAUGCAUUAAAUUAUUCACUUUCUGGUGUUAUGUUAAGAGGUUCAGGUAUUCCAUUUGAUAUUAGAAAAUCUCAACCUUAUGAUGCUUAUGAUUUAGUUGAUUUUGAUAUUGCUGUUGGUAUAAAUGGUGAUUGUUAUGAUCGUUAUUUAAUUAGAAUGGCAGAAUUCAGACAAUCUUUAAGAAUUAUUUUCCAAUGUAUUAAUGAUAUUCCUGAAGGUCCAGUUAAAGUUGAAGAUUUUAAGAUUUCUCCUCCUGCUCGUUCAGUUAUGAAAGAAGAUAUGGAAGCUCUUAUUCAUCAUUUCCUUUUAUUUACUAAAGGUUUUGCUGUUCCUCAAGGUGAAACUUAUACUGCAAUUGAAGCUCCAAAGGGUGAAAUGGCAGUUUAUGUAGUUAGUGAUGGAUCUGAAAGACCUUAUAGAUGUAAAAUUAGAGCUCCAGGUUUUGCUCAUUUAGGAGCCUUUGAUCAUAUCUCAAGAGGUAAUUUAUUGGCAGAUGCUGUCGCCAUUAUCGGUACUAUGGAUUUAGUUUUCGGUGAAGUCGAUCGUUAG
Messenger RNA from Scheffersomyces amazonensis, 1449 nucleotides. RefSeq names its product Nuc2p (gene NUC2). The coding region runs from base 1 to 1449 and encodes 482 amino acids. Gene Ontology annotation, molecular function: NAD binding; quinone binding; oxidoreductase activity, acting on NAD(P)H. The record is from RefSeq and is a predicted model, not a curated record. Gene Ontology annotation, biological process: mitochondrial electron transport, NADH to ubiquinone. The transcript has a single exon. NCBI's taxonomy places the organism in Eukaryota, Fungi, Ascomycota, Pichiomycetes, Serinales, Debaryomycetaceae.